Mytilus trossulus (common blue mussel) is the source of this 991-nucleotide messenger RNA. RefSeq lists its product as uncharacterized. The coding region runs from base 11 to 880 and encodes 289 amino acids. The record is from RefSeq and is a predicted model, not a curated record. The transcript is spliced from 6 exons. NCBI's taxonomy places the organism in Eukaryota, Metazoa, Mollusca, Bivalvia, Mytilida, Mytilidae.
UUUGAAAUUCAUGUUAACUUGUAUGAUGGUUAUAAUUUUAGGAGCUUUUUUCAUAACAGCUCUCACUAUUUCUAAUGGAUUUCAACAACAAAUUCAUCAACGGGCAACUUUACAGAAAGAAUUAUUUGGUUACGAGGAUGUUAUGAAACAUCUACAGGCUGGUUAUCGUGUUUCUUACUACAUGAAGUCACCAGAUUGUAACACGUCAUUGAUUCAAAAGCAAUUUCAUGUUCCGUUUGGAGAUAGAGUUGAUCUCUACUUCCAGUUUAGCUAUAAUGGUAUAUGGGCUACCCAGUUCUCCUCUCAGAAACACAUUUCACAAGGACGAGAAAUAAUUCUACGACAAGCUGUGAUUGAUAGAAACGAUAUAGCUCACUGGAAUAUUUCAGUCACAGAUAGAAGCUUUGGUCAUGUUUUAGAAUCCUGGAACUUCACUUGUUUUUUUGGAAAUGAUAUAGGAAAGAAGGUAGCCCAACUGAAGUUUUAUGCAACUGAUAUAAAACCAAUAAAAGUUGUAUAUUUGGAAGAUAUUAAAACUGCGCUGGAGACAGGAGGCCAUGUGCGAUACAGCACAUCUUUCAUUGAUUGUCAGGGAGAUUUGAAAUGGGAAGCUUUAGAAGCGGAAAUAACAGAUUUUGAUAUUACAAAGGUCAACAACGUAACAGUAAUAAAGACAAGCAAGAAAGCUACAAUAAAAGGUGGCAUAACAAACUUUGAAUACAUUAUCUUAACUAGUUAUACCACAAAAACAUUUGGAGCAUAUACUAAUUUCAUUGUAACCUACAAUACAAUUGACCAGCCGGUACAAGAGGUUUAUAGAGGAAAUAUGAACUGUAUGUUUCAAUCUGGAGGAGGCAUUAACUAUUACCUUGGAGUAUAAGUAAUCUGGAGGAGACAUUAACUAUUACCUUGGAGUAUAAAAUACGAGUGGAAAGAAUAUGACAAAGAGCGAACCGUUGUAUCAGCUUUAAAUUUGAAAUAUUAAACUAUU